Molecule: messenger RNA, 750 nt
Organism: Echinococcus granulosus
Lineage: Eukaryota; Metazoa; Platyhelminthes; Cestoda; Cyclophyllidea; Taeniidae
Product: Dynein light chain 1 cytoplasmic
Exons: 6
Coding region: 1-750 (249 amino acids)
Biological process (GO): microtubule-based process
Cellular component (GO): dynein complex
Molecular function (GO): calcium ion binding
Source: RefSeq, a predicted model, not a curated record
AUGUUCGAUCCCAAGGGAACGGGUUUUGUGCGACGUGAUGACGUCUGUAAUGCCCUCCGUUGGUAUCCAAACGAACCAGGUUUUUUGGGAGACGUUGAGGUUCUUGCUAACGACAUGUCUCAGCGUAAACGUGAAUCUGUCAUCAAAAUUAUUUUGACCACCCUUGCUACAAAGAAACCUAAAAAGGAGAAGUUAAGGAUGAUCAAGAAGAAGCUAGAGGCUCUUUACGGCACUGGAUGGAAUGUGUUCAUAGCCGAGGGACGCUACUGGGCAGUGUGCUCUCACAAACCCGGAUCAAACCUAACGUUUAUCCACCGCGGUGUUGUAUAUGGCGUUUUUCAAACACCCUCAGACAGUGACUUUAUGGAAGAGUUACAUGGCCCAGUUCGACCCAAAAAAGACCGGAUAUAUCACUCGAAGGGAUCUCUGCAAUGCACUGAAUUAUUACCCGAAUCGGACGUUCACAUUAUUGAAUCAGAUGCGCCUCAACAUCAACGAGAGUCAAUAAUCAGCAUCAUUCUCGGGGAAAUGAAACACGAUGGUCAACCCAAGGAGAAGCUCUACAGGGCAAAAAAGCGUAUCGAAAAGCUCUAUGGAAAGGAAUGGAAUAUAUUCCAGGCCUACGGUGGCUAUUGGGGCUUGUGUCAGUAUAGGGUCUCGACAAACCUCUGGUUCAACCACAAAGGCAUCACCUACGGAGCUUUCCAAGUACCAGACUCAACGGACACUAUUAAGUCGUCACGCCAUUAA